Messenger RNA from Paramecium tetraurelia, 648 nucleotides. RefSeq lists its product as uncharacterized. Lineage: Eukaryota; Ciliophora; Oligohymenophorea; Peniculida; Parameciidae. The transcript is spliced from 5 exons. The record is from RefSeq and is a predicted model, not a curated record.
AUGUAAACUUCACCUCCUUUUUCACAUAACCAUUCAAACCCUCUCUUGAUGAAGGAUGAUGUAGGAAAAUCCAAACCAUCUACGUACAACCUCCCUAAUCAAGACUUCAUUUAUGGACAACCCUUAUCAAGAGACAAAGAAGGAGCCAAAGAAGUUACCAUGACAUGGAAAUUUCAUCAAGAGUCUCAAGAUAGAGUACCCAAUAGAGAUUUUGCUGAACUCAAUAAACAAUCUAUCCACAAUGGCUCAGUCAAAGCACAUGAUAUGUACAAGUAUAGACAGACUCACGAUGCCAGACUUCAAAUAAAGAAGGGUACAAAUAUUCAGGCCAUCGAAUUGCCAGAAGAAGAAUUUCGCUAUGGUCGCAAGAACAGACCAUCCACUCCCAUGAAGUUAGUUAUGGGCAACUCCUAUGGCAUUGAAGCUGAAUCAACCAUCCUAGAUAAAUAUCAACAUAGAGCUGGAUCUCAAGAUUCCAAAAUGACUUCCUCAGUAGUCAAAGGCAAUAAGGCAUCCCAAUUAUUUCAUGAUAGCAAUCACAAAAAAUUAGCAGCCAUCCAAGGAGUAGAAAAGAAGGAACCCUUUAAAAUGGAGAAAUUUAAAUCUGUCAACCCCAAAAUUAAUACAAAUUUAUCAACUAAAAAAUGA